AUGGUCAAUCAAAAUAAUAUAAUUGCUUGUAAAAGUGGGUAUAUAACAAAUUUCAACAAUUGUCAAAAGUGCUCAGAUCUCUACAAAUCAAGUGAAGUGUGUGAAAAUGGUCGUCCCACAAAAUGUGAAAUUGAAUUUGAAAUAAAUAAAUCUGGACAGUGUGAACACAAUAACUGUUCUGAUCCAAAUGAUGAAAACGGGAAAUGUACUUCAUUUAUCAACAACUGCACUUUCAUCACAAAUUCAAAGUGUUUGGAGUGUGAUAAUAGUUUAAUUUUAAACAAUGCAGAAUGUCUUACAAAUGACGAUUUACAAUGCACAAAUCAGAGUUUGGUUUCUUGUUUGCGUUGUAAAAAUUCUUAUUAUUUUAAUUCAUCAACUAAUAAAUGUGAAAGAUGCGAUCCAAAUUGUUUGACCUGUGUCAUGAAUCCGACUUACUGUCUUUCAUGUCCACCAGGAUUUUACAUUUCAAAUAAUAUUUGCAAAACAAAUUCCGAAUUGGUAGGAAUUUGCACACAAUUUAUAUCAUCUGGUGGAUGUGCAAAAUGCGCUGAAGGUUAUUACAGAAAUGGGUUGGACUGUUAUAAAUGUAAUCUUUCAUGUUCAUUGUGUAAUACAAAUUCGACAUACGGGUAUUUUCAAGUCAAUACAAAUGAAUGUGAAAAGUGUGAAACAACGUGUCUAACAUGUUCAUCCAAAAGAAGUUGCGAAUCAUGUUUAUCAUCGAAGGUCUUACUUUCAAGUGGAAUAUGUGUGACACUUUCUCAGAUAACAAAGUGUAAAGAAAUAAAAAAUUCAAAAUGCAACAAAUGUUCAUUCUGGUAUGCACCAAGUCCAGAUGGAACUUAUUGUGAAAAGCGUGCUGUGUGGUGGGUCAUACUUGUUGUAGUUCUUUUUAUUAUAUUUGUAUUAUCGAUUCUUGUUAUAGUGUUAAUAUUUUCCACGAAGAGAAUUUUAAAAAUGAUUCACACAAAGGAGCAAGAAAAAACCACAACCAUAUUCGGAAUGGAAAAAUCAAAUGUCAAAUUCAAUUCACUUGCAAACAACAUUUGCGUCUCUUCAAAAGAACUCAAUUUUAAUUCUGAAAUUGAAGAAAUUCCUGUCAACACAGAAACAAAAAUUGUGUUUUGUGUUGGCAAUAUGUCCAAAAACGUCUUGAAAAUUCAAUUCACCACAACAACACAAAUUGACAAAUUUACAAUAAGAGUAACACCAGAAGUCGUCAUGUUAAAAAAGAAGUUUGCAUGUGAAUUUUAG
Molecule: messenger RNA, 1257 nt
Organism: Entamoeba invadens IP1
Lineage: Eukaryota; Evosea; Mastigamoebida; Endamoebidae
Exons: 2
Coding region: 1-1257 (418 amino acids)
Source: RefSeq, a predicted model, not a curated record